AUGAGGAAGUUGCCCGUUUACGUCAUGAGGAGCCCCCUGUAUUGGACGACUGUCCCGUCAAGAAAGCCCCCCCCCCCCCCCACCCCCCCCCCCCCCCACCCCCCCCCCCCCCCACCCCCCCCCCCCCCCACCCCCCCCCCCCCCCACCCCCCCCCCCCCCCACCCCCCCCCCCCCCCACCCCCCCCCCCCCCCACCCCCCCCCCCCCCCACCCCCCCCCCCCCCCACCCCCCCCCCCCCCCACCCCCCCCCCCCCCCACCCCCCCCCCCCCCCACCCCCCCCCCCCCCCACCCCCCCCCCCCCCCACCCCCCCCCCCCCCCACCCCCCCCCCCCCCCACCCCCCCCCCCCCCCACCCCCCCCCCCCCCCACCCCCCCCCCCCCCCACCCCCCCCCCCCCCCACCCCCCCCCCCCCCCACCCCCCCCCCCCCCCACCCCCCCCCCCCCCCACCCCCCCCCCCCCCCACCCCCCCCCCCCCCCACCCCCCCCCCCCCCCACCCCCCCCCCCCCCCACCCCCCCCCCCCCCCACCCCCCCCCCCCCCCACCCCCCCCCCCCCCCACCCCCCCCCCCCCCCACCCCCCCCCCCCCCCACCCCCCCCCCCCCCCACCCCCCCCCCCCCCCACCCCCCCCCCCCCCCACCCCCCCCCCCCCCCACCCCCCCCCCCCCCCACCCCCCCCCCCCCCCACCCCCCCCCCCCCCCACCCCCCCCCCCCCCCACCCCCCCCCCCCCCCACCCCCCCCCCCCCCCACCCCCCCCCCCCCCCACCCCCCCCCCCCCCCACCCCCCCCCCCCCCCACCCCCCCCCCCCCCCACCCCCCCCCCCCCCCACCCCCCCCCCCCCCCACCCCCCCCCCCCCCCACCCCCCCCCCCCCCCACCCCCCCCCCCCCCCACCCCCCCCCCCCCCCACCCCCCCCCCCCCCCACCCCCCCCCCCCCCCACCCCCCCCCCCCCCCACCCCCCCCCCCCCCCACCCCCCCCCCCCCCCACCCCCCCCCCCCCCCACCCCCCCCCCCCCCCACCCCCCCCCCCCCCCACCCCCCCCCCCCCCCACCCCCCCCCCCCCCCACCCCCCCCCCCCCCCACCCCCCCCCCCCCCCACCCCCCCCCCCCCCCACCCCCCCCCCCCCCCACCCCCCCCCCCCCCCACCCCCCCCCCCCCCCACCCCCCCCCCCCCCCACCCCCCCCCCCCCCCACCCCCCCCCCCCCCCACCCCCCCCCCCCCCCACCCCCCCCCCCCCCCACCCCCCCGGCGCCAGUUCAGCAGAGUACUGCUUCUACAACUGUGCCCACAUCUACCCACCUCCUGACCUGCUGGGCCAGCAGUCACAGCCGCAGCGGAAGGCCUGA
This is a messenger RNA of Sphaerodactylus townsendi, 1356 nucleotides long. RefSeq names its product basic proline-rich protein-like. NCBI's taxonomy places the organism in Eukaryota, Metazoa, Chordata, Lepidosauria, Squamata, Sphaerodactylidae. Bases 1 to 1356 code for a protein of 451 amino acids. The record is from RefSeq and is a predicted model, not a curated record. The transcript is spliced from 3 exons.